Molecule: messenger RNA, 2530 nt
Organism: Branchiostoma belcheri (Belcher's lancelet)
Lineage: Eukaryota; Metazoa; Chordata; Leptocardii; Amphioxiformes; Branchiostomatidae
Product: toll-like receptor 13
Exons: 5
Coding region: 80-2530 (816 amino acids)
Biological process (GO): toll-like receptor signaling pathway; inflammatory response; immune response
Cellular component (GO): membrane
Molecular function (GO): protein binding; transmembrane signaling receptor activity
Source: RefSeq, a predicted model, not a curated record
CCACCAACACACCCACACACCCAAUCCCAUAGUCAUCUAGCUGAGAAGGUUCACAACAAGAAGAAUACACCAGAUCGACAUGGAGUCUAAAUUCGCUCUUCUCGCAGUCUGCCUGGCUGUGGUUUCCACGUUCAUCGCCCAACAUGGACGGGUUAGAGGACAACUCCCCCCACCUGUGUGUCAGACCUGGAACUCCACAACUGUGGUGUGUACAGGGGAUGUAUGGGACAGUCCAACGAACGCCCGUCUAAGCCAAAUACCAACCGACAUCCCCGAUUCUGUAAUCAUAGUGAAUCUCAGUUGGAACAACAUAACUAACCUGUCCAACCACUCGUUUAGAGGGUUAAGGAAUCUGAAAUCCCUAGACCUGUCUUAUAAUAAUCUAACGACCAUCGAGCGUAUCGACAAGGUACACAUACCCGGGUUGGACCAACUGACAUAUCUGGAUCUCAGUCAUAACGACAUCACUACAAUUAAACAAUCCGCCUUCCGUGAACUAUCGCGGCUCAGCUUUCUUGAUCUCAGUUACAACCUUGUACAAAAUAUAGUAGAGAAAACAUUUGAAGGUUUGGGCAACCUUACACACUUAAACCUGGCGUUCAACGGGAUAACGGUGAUAGGGGAUGCCUUUCACAGUCUGUUCGAAUUAACGGAUUUGAAUAUGAGGGGAACUAGCUUAGCUGGCUUCAACCAAACGGCACUGGGUCCUGUUGUCAAUAGGCUGACGAGAAUUGACGUUUCAGACAACCCGUUUCUGUGCGAUUGUAACCUACUGUGGUUUGUUGAGUGGGCCCAUGACACAUAUGACAGGGUGCUGAAUCUGUACAACCCUUAUCCUGGCGCUGGUCGAAGCUAUACAUGUUCUCGUCCAGAAAAACUGGGCGGAAGACGUUUAAUGGAUGGGCUGGCACAGAGACGAACUAAUGACAGACAGCAGUCAACGGAAAGCAUGUUCUUCGACAUGGACUGUAGUCAUGAAUUCCGGCCCAACCGCCUCCUGGCAUGUGUACUCGCCUCUUCGGGCAUCUUCGUCGCCAUGGUGACCAUUUUCCUGGUCAACUACCACGUCGGCCGUGUUCAGUACUACUUGUGGAUGCUGGCCAAGUGGAGUAGACCGAAGAUUGAGAAAACAUUUGAAGGUUUGGGCAACCUUGAACAUCUAAAGCUGGCAGCCAACACGAUUACAGUGGUUAAACAAUCCGCCUUCCGUGGACUAUCGCGACUAAGAUCCCUGGAUCUCAGUGACAACAGGAUACAGUAUGUAACAGAGAUGACAUUUGAAGGUUUGGGCAACCUUACACACUUAAACCUGGCGUUCAAUGGGAUAACGGUGAUAGGGGAUGCCUUUCACAGUCUGUUCGAAUUAACGGAUUUGAAUAUGAGGGGAACUAGCUUAGCUGGCUUCAAUCAAACGGCACUGGGUCCUGUUGUCAAUAGGCUGACGAGAAUUGACGUUGCAGACAACCCGUUUCUGUGCGAUUGUAACCUACUGUGGUUUGUUGAGUGGGCCCAUGACACAUAUGACAGGGUGCUGAACCUGUACAACCCUUAUCCUGGCGCUGGUCGAAGCUACACAUGUUCUCGUCCAGCAAAACUGGGCGGAAGACGUUUAAUGGAUGGGCUGGCACAGAGACGAACUAAUGACAGACAGCAGUCAACGGAAAGCAUGUUCUUCGACAUGGACUGUAGUCAUGAAUUCCGGCCCAACCGCCUCCUGGCAUGUGUACUCGCCUCUUCGGGCAUCUUCGUCGCCAUGAUGACCAUUUUCCUGGUCGACUACCACGUCGGCCGUGUUCAGUACUACUUGUGGAUGCUGGCCAAGUGGAGUAGACCGAAGAUUGGCGAAGCAAAGGACCAAGAGCCGCCCAGAUACACGCACGAUGCUUUUAUUGCCUACAACAACCAGGACGUCUUGUGGGUUGUAAAUGAAGCAAUAGAGAACUUGGAACCUGACUACAGCCUGGUCAUACACGAAAGGGACUUUGCCGUCGGCGCUCCUAUUGUAGAAAACAUCGCGGAUGCCGUGACACAUAGUCGAAGAACCGUCUGCCUCAUCACCAGGAACUUCCUGAAGAGUAAGUGGUGCGAGUACGAGUUCCAGCUGGCCCAGUACCACAUGUUUGAGGAGGGGGGAGGGAGGCGUCUCAUCCUGGUGUUUCUGGAGAGUAUUCCUGGCCGAAUGCUAAAACAGUUUCACCAUCUGAACGCCGUAAUGAAGAGAGACACGUACCUGGAGUGGCCACUCGACGUGCGGAAAAGGCCGCUGUUCUGGAGGCGGCUGCGAUACGCUCUGGGCGAUCCCCUACCCCGCGACCCAGAUCCUCAUCUGCAGGUUGUGGCACCGGAACAGAACAUCCCGGAACAGCGGGUACAAGCUCCGGAACAGAACAUUCCGGAACAGCGUUUACAAGCUCCGGAACGGCGGGCACAAGCCCCCAUGCGGAACAUUCCGGAACAGCAAGAUGAACUUGGGCCAAUAAAUGACGAGUGGUUCGGUGAAAGAGAUGAUGUACCCCUUCUUCCACUGUAA